GCGGCGUGCUUGCGCAGCACGCACGGCCGGGGGUGGGGCUGGCGGCCGGCGGGCGGCUGAGGCUCGGGGCCUGUACCCGCGGACACCAUGGCCAAGACUGUGGCCUAUUUCUACGACCCCGACGUAGGCAACUUCCACUACGGGGCUGGGCACCCGAUGAAGCCCCAUCGGCUGGCAUUGACCCAUAGCCUAGUGCUGCACUACGGUCUCUAUAAGAAGAUGAUUGUCUUCAAGCCAUAUCAAGCCUCCCAGCAUGACAUGUGCCGCUUCCACUCGGAGGACUACAUUGACUUCCUGCAGAGAGUCAGCCCCACCAAUAUGCAGGGCUUCACCAAGAGCCUUAAUGCCUUCAACGUGGGCGACGACUGCCCAGUGUUUCCGGGGCUCUUUGAAUUUUGCUCCCGUUACACAGGUGCAUCUCUGCAAGGAGCUACUCAGCUGAACAACAAGAUCUGUGAUAUUGCCAUUAACUGGGCUGGUGGUCUGCACCACGCCAAGAAGUUUGAGGCCUCCGGCUUCUGCUACGUCAAUGACAUUGUGAUCGGCAUCCUGGAGCUGCUCAAGUACCACCCGCGGGUGCUCUACAUUGAUAUCGACAUCCACCAUGGUGACGGAGUUCAGGAAGCCUUCUACCUCACUGACCGGGUCAUGACAGUGUCCUUCCACAAAUACGGAAAUUAUUUCUUCCCUGGCACAGGUGACAUGUACGAAGUCGGAGCAGAGAGUGGCCGCUACUAUUGUCUCAAUGUGCCCCUGCGUGAUGGCAUCGAUGACCAGAGUUACAAGCACCUUUUCCAGCCCGUUAUCAACCAGGUGGUGGACUUCUACCAGCCCACGUGCAUUGUGCUCCAGUGUGGAGCUGACUCCCUGGGCUGUGAUCGAUUGGGCUGCUUCAACCUGAGCAUCCGAGGUCAUGGGGAAUGUGUUGAAUAUGUCAAGAGCUUCAAUAUCCCUCUCCUGGUGCUGGGUGGUGGUGGCUAUACUGUCCGAAAUGUUGCCCGCUGCUGGACAUAUGAGACAUCGCUGCUGGUAGAAGAGGCCAUUAGUGAGGAGCUUCCCUAUAGUGAAUACUUCGAGUACUUUGCACCAGACUUCACGCUUCAUCCAGACGUCAGUACCCGCAUCGAGAAUCAGAACUCACGCCAGUAUCUGGACCAGAUCCGCCAGACAAUCUUUGAAAACCUGAAGAUGCUGAACCAUGCGCCUAGCGUCCAAAUUCAUGAUGUGCCUGCCGACCUCCUGACCUAUGACAGGACUGACGAGGCUGAUGCAGAGGAGAGGGGUCCUGAGGAGAACUACAGCAGGCCUGAGGCACCCAAUGAAUUCUAUGAUGGAGACCACGACAAUGACAAAGAGAGUGAUGUGGAGAUUUAAAAGCGGCAUGGGAUGCUUUGUCGCAUGGAAUUCCUUUUCACAUCUUGGUUAAGUGGAAGGGAAAAGAUGUGGCUUCCCCCAACCUUGGACUGAUCACCCCCAGUACUGUUUCUAAGUCUGAGGAAGGAUUUGAAGGCCACAUCUGGUUCUAGAACCAUCCAGCCCCUUUUCUUUUCUCUUCCAAGGCCUGACAGUGGUACCAGUUAGGGGUGAGGUGGGAACAAGGAUAGCUGUCUAUUGGACAUUAUGGACAGUGGACCCCAGAGGCCAACCCCGAGCCCCUCUGGCCCCUCAUUCCUUCCUUGCUUCUCUCUAACCCAGAACAUUUUAGGGAUGAAGAGGUAGACAGCCUCAGUUGCCUCUUAUUUCCUUUUCUCUUGAGUUCUACUAUUAUGGGCCUUGCUUCCAGAACAGGUGAAGAGUGAGGUUUAACCUUAGAUACCUUAACCCCAGAUGACGGGUGGUGUGGUUUCAAGUGGGGGGAGAAGGCACAAAUGUCUUGUUCUAACUUUUGGCUUUAUGUCCAUUUUACCACUUUUUAUCCAAUAAACCAUGUUGGUAUUUUUUGUAC
Tupaia belangeri chinensis (Chinese tree shrew) is the source of this 1945-nucleotide messenger RNA. It is a transcript of the gene HDAC3, whose product is annotated as histone deacetylase 3. The record is from RefSeq and is a predicted model, not a curated record. Gene Ontology annotation, molecular function: histone deacetylase activity. Gene Ontology annotation, biological process: epigenetic regulation of gene expression. NCBI's taxonomy places the organism in Eukaryota, Metazoa, Chordata, Mammalia, Scandentia, Tupaiidae. The transcript has 15 exons. Bases 88 to 1374 code for a protein of 428 amino acids.